AUGAACCCCAAUCAACGUAAAAACGCUCGUGGUAUCGGCAAAAGAAACAACGCCGAUGCAAAAGAACAAGACACUACUUUAAAUCAUGACGAAAUCGAAGAAUUGUUACCUCCUAAAAGUAGAAGGAAUCCUUUUAAAACAAGCAAGCCCAUGACCAACCGGUGUUGUUAUGUGUCUCCUGACUAUAAGGACGUUGAACAGUCGACAGAAUUUUCUGGAGUCGAUGAUCAAUUUCACAAUCUUGUUCUGCAACAAUACGACUUUGAUCCCAGUAUUCCUGACACAAUAAAACAACUGAAGGAGUUGAAAAAAGUACUCUGUGGUGUAACACCGAAGGUUGAAAAUUGCUCACAGUAUGUCAAUCCAAAGGUUAGGGAACCUAUGUACGUAGAAACGGCAGAUGGUUCUCAGUGGCAAAGUAUAGACAAUGCAGAUGAUAUUGAGGACUAUCUCAGCACGGAAAAAGAGGACGCAGUCAUCAAAACCUAUGACACCAGUGACCAUAUCCAUAUUUCCGAAGUACCAAACAUAAGAGUCAUAGUAGAGAAAUUUUCGAAGUUUAAGAAGAAUGAUGUUGAACUCAGAAAGUUGGAAGAAAAGAUAGUAUGCAUAGAAUAUGACGUAUUUGAAAAGUGUUAUGUUGAAGACUUCAAAGAACCGAUACAGAAGUUGAGAGCUUACUUCUCUAUAAGACCGACAUACGAUAAUAAAGAAAUACCAGCGUCAACUAUACCAUCUCAAAUAAAACGUAACUUUAACAUAACCAACGAAGAUUUAGCAAAACUAAACGAAAAGGAAAUAGAAAUUAUUGAUAGUAAGAUCGCCGAAAACAUACCGUAUCUGGAUGAUCUUAAAAAAGUGCUUAAAAGAAAUCAAGCAAUAAUUGCAAGGAAAGAAAAAAGUUCCUUAGAUCUAAUGUCAUUGUAUAAAAUGGCCAAAAGAAAAUCGUCACUCUCAGAAGAAGCUUCCAGAACAAAUCUUUCAAAAGCUGAAUUGGAAGAAAUAAAAGAAUUGGUUACCAAUAAAUGUGCAACUAGCAAACAUGGUAUAAAUAGGAGAACAAUAAAGACUGACAAAGGCUUAGCAGAAAUUCAAAGGGACCAAACAAAAAAUGCUGUAUCUGAAAGUAUAUUUGCUGAAUUGAUAAAAAAUGAUAUGUUGGGUUUGAAAUAAAAAAUGAUAGUUUAA
This is a messenger RNA of Melitaea cinxia (Glanville fritillary), 1188 nucleotides long. RefSeq lists its product as uncharacterized. Bases 1 to 1173 code for a protein of 390 amino acids. NCBI's taxonomy places the organism in Eukaryota, Metazoa, Arthropoda, Insecta, Lepidoptera, Nymphalidae. The record is from RefSeq and is a predicted model, not a curated record. The transcript has 4 exons.